GUCUACAUGCAGCGGCUUCACGAAAAGCUGCCCGUUCGCCCUACGCCCUACUCGGUCUUCUAAGUUACUCUAAUGGUAACCAUAGGUAACCAUAAAACGAUGAAAGAUGAAAGUCACUGAAAAGGUUACUGACUGUCAUUGAAAAAAAGUCACUGAAAAGGUAACCAUAGUUUGGCGGCUUUUAGGAGGCGGUUUGGUCUUUGGUGUCUGUACAUGGUACAUGGUUCCGUCCCCUUCUUGCAUUCCAGCAGGGGCUGAAGAAUUCCAACAUGAGCUCCUUAGGCAGCAUUACUGGUUAUGAUGAUCCUGAACUGGAGGACCUCAUAGACAAGCAAGAUAUUGUCAUCCUGCAACCAAAAGAUGGUUGGAUUGCCCCAUAUCCAGUUCCUGAUGAAUGGAAUUGGAAUGGCAAGACACUUGACCUGUCCAGAGAGACAUUCAGCUCAUCAUCAGACAUUCUUAAAACGUUUGACUUUCCAACAGCGACGUUUGCAGGAUGCCCUUCCCUAGAAGCAAAGUCAUCACGUGAUUUCACAAAUGCUGUCAAGACGGUUUGCAAGGGAUGUACAAAGGUCACCGUGGUGCACAACAGAGAUUUGGUGGUGACUUUACUGAAUACGUUUCGGUGCGUAGUAGAACUGGUGUUGCCGCACAAUUUAAGAUUGCAAAAUCCUCUAACGGAGACCAAACUCACAAGCAAUCAUUCGCUGAAGGUCCUUAAAGGGGACAUGUGCGGCAUUGGAAGUAACCACUUGUUGAUGGAUCAAGCGACUAUACUGAGCCUUAUUAAUCAAUGUCCACAGUUGGAGCACCUGGAUACAAACCUUGACGAAUUGCUUGAGCUCGUGCCAGCCCUGUUCAUCAGCUUGGGAAAUCGGAAACCCUUCACAACCGCCCAGCUCAACAAUUGCAUUCUCGGUUCUUUCCGGCACCGAGUCACAUUGGGCAACAUCGUCGUCAACUCUGGUGCCAACUUUUACUGCCUAAAUUUGAUUUUAUCAUGUAGCAGACGGCGAAACAGGCUAGAGAUUGUCACAGGCAGCACGGACGUCGUGGCAAUGAUCCCUUCUUUUGAGAAUGUCACGAGUCUCUUCAUACAAUUCGUGCGGGGGAGAUUUUCAGCCUGUCCAUACAAGUCGUGUUUCCCAAAGGCCCUGAAAAAGUUUCGGCUUUCUGCACUCGAGCUGAGAAUUUUCAUCGAUGUCAGGCUGUCAGAAAUAGCUCAACACGGCAGUCAGUUGGAAUCCCUAUCGUUGAUCGACUGCUGGAUCGUCGAUGAAAAACUAAAGCCAGGCACAUUUGAGAAGCUGAAGGUUCUCGGGGUCGGAAACGAAAUUGCUUUUAACGUGCUCGGUCGUGGCGGACUUUCAGAAGUAAUGUUUUCGAGGUUGAUUCAGCGUUGCUCAAGUUUAAACGAGUUGCACGUAAGCGGACAGGAACUCUGUUGCAUUUUCUUAAAACGCAGCUUUAAGAAGUCAAACCUGGUAAACUUGAAAAAACUUGUGUUGUGGACCAAGCAAUCUCUCGCAGGCUUGAAGGUGGGAGUGUCGGAUCUCGAGGCUUUGAAGACAGAUCUGGUUUCGUUGGAGUGUGUGAUAACGGACAGCUUCGAUAUAAGACUGUUUUUCCAAGUGUAUGCGCAAGACGUGAGGUUGAAAUGGUUGAGCUGUACAAGGUGUGUGGCAGAGCUCGCCGCAGUUAAUGGCACCGACCUCGUUACCAACAAUUUCUUUGCUGAUGUCGUGUGAGCGAUAUUGAGGUUGUUGCUGGUUUGUGCAGUUUUGUUAAGCUUAUCAGACGGGGUUUCAGUAAUAGGCUGUGAAAAUGGCUGAAAUAACUGUGGGGACAUACAGUGGGAGCAUCGUUUUUACUUCUUACUACUGUCAGAGAAAGGAGCAUUUUUGGAGUGCAUGAAUAUCUUCAAGGAAUGUUACACUGGGAUCUCAGCCUGGAAACAUUGGGGCAAACACUCAAGUCUCUCAUGCAUGACGGUGAAUCUGUCUUGAAUACUUUUAUCUUUUACAUUUAGUCUCCAUCACAGAUGAUGACAGUGAGAGUUUGUGAUACAUUUACAUGUGUCAGUUUUAGCGAAUACAUGCGGUCUGAGCUUCAGUGAAAAAUAUGUUGUUGCUCUAUGUGAGUCUUCCCAUCAGAUCUGUUUUCCCCCUUUGUUUUAGUAGAACCUCGCUUUCAGUUUAAACCUUUUCACAUGCGACAGGAUUCGAGAAAGACAUCCGAUUGCCUGUCCAAGUACCUUCAGUUACAUAUUUUUUGCCACAUGUUAAUGAAACUUUUAAUAUGGCUAUUAUAUUUUUGUUGUUCCUAUGUUUCAUUUUCAGUUUGUGAACAUUUUAUAGUUAAUUUCUUUAACCUAGUGUAUGUAUGAUGCAUCAUAUAUCAAUCAUAUCAUAUAUCACAUAUCAUGUACAUUCGUACAGGGUGGUGUAUGACACAGUGACCGAUUUGAUGAAACAAAAUUUAGCCUGAAACCUGUGAUAAAAAUACAUGUUGGUUGAACGUGAAGUUGACCAAUAAAUAGUGGAUUUUAGAA
Ornithodoros turicata is the source of this 2551-nucleotide messenger RNA. RefSeq lists its product as uncharacterized. The record is from RefSeq and is a predicted model, not a curated record. Lineage: Eukaryota; Metazoa; Arthropoda; Arachnida; Ixodida; Argasidae. Bases 270 to 1748 code for a protein of 492 amino acids. The transcript is spliced from 4 exons.